Cajanus cajan (pigeon pea) is the source of this 2284-nucleotide messenger RNA. RefSeq names its product putative glucan 1,3-beta-glucosidase A. Gene Ontology annotation, molecular function: actin filament binding; hydrolase activity, hydrolyzing O-glycosyl compounds. Gene Ontology annotation, cellular component: cytoplasm; actin cytoskeleton. The record is from RefSeq and is a predicted model, not a curated record. Lineage: Eukaryota; Viridiplantae; Streptophyta; Magnoliopsida; Fabales; Fabaceae. Gene Ontology annotation, biological process: cell migration; polysaccharide catabolic process; establishment or maintenance of cell polarity.
UAAUUGCAUAAAAAAUCUUUGUGCGCAAAGUUGAAGCCGUUACCAAUCGUCUCAAAAGAACAUACUUUUUAUCUUCCUAAAUCCUGGGCUUCGCGCAUUAGCCUUAACUAAUCCAAGAGGGAAAGAAAGUAGUUGUAGCUAAGUAGCUAACACCUCAAAUCUCAAUGAAUGAAUCCACCAUAGAAGAUGUAGCACUGUGGAUAAAUAAAGCAAAGGAAACAAACGUGUCUUUUUCAUACUUGUACCUUUUACAUUGCUUUUCCUAAUUCUGUCUCUUUUUCUUCUCCAAAGUUCAAUUCAUGAUGAUCAAAACCAAGAUCCUAGUUAACCAACUAAUUAUUUAAUUAUAAUUAAUAGUGGAAGAACCCCACAAGCAAAGUUUCCUUUUUCAGUUUACAAACUGUGUGAACGCUUUUGCCCUCACCUGUCCCACCCUACAAGCAUUUUUGCUCUCUGGGUACUUUUGAAGCCUGCAUUCUUGAUGGGACUUGUUUUUACCAAAUGGGCAUGUGCAUUCUUACUCUGCUGUUGUCUCAUCACUUCUGGGGUAUAUUCAGUGGAGGGUUUACAUGGGAGUUCUAAUGUGAGAGGAGUGAACUUAGGAGGGUGGCUGGUUAUUGAAGGUUGGAUCAAGCCUUCACUGUUUGAUGGCAUUGCCAAUGGAGACAUGCUAGAUGGGACAGAGGUUCAAUUUAAGUCAGUGACGUUGCAGAAGUAUGUAUCUGCUGACAAUGGAGGAGGAAUGAAUGUGACAGUUGACAGGGAUGUCCCAUCUUCAUGGGAAACCUUCAGGUUAUGGAGAGUAUCUAAGUCAGAAUUUCAAUUUCGUACCUCCGAAGGCCAGUUUCUUACAUGUGAUGGUGUAGGCAGCUCUGUCUCUGCAACAGCAAAAUCCCCUUCAAAAUCAGAGACAUAUGAAAUUGAGCGGAAUGAAAAGAGUAGGAUUCACAUCAAGAUAAAGGAUGGUGCAUAUCUUCAGGCUACAACAGAUGGUCACCUUACGGCAGACUACCCAGGUACACCAGGAUGGGAUGAUAAUGCUGCCACGUUUGAAAUGACAAUUGUAUCAAAUAGCUUGCAUGGAGAUUACCAGCUAGCCAAUGGAUAUGGGCAUGAUCAAGCAAAGGAUGUUCUUAGGAGACAUAGAAAUAGCUUUAUCACCAUAGAGGAUUUCAAAUUUCUAUAUAAACAUGGAAUAAAUACUGUGAGGAUACCAGUUGGGUGGUGGAUUGCUUUUGAUCCUGAUCCUCCAGGUCCAUUUAUUGGAGGAAGUCUUGAAGCUCUAGAUAAUGCUUUUUCAUGGGCACAAGAAUAUGAUAUAAAAUGCAUAAUUGACCUUCAUGCUGCUCCUGGUUCCCAAAAUGGGAUGGAGCAUAGUGCAAGCAGGGAUGGAUUUACUGGCUGGCCAACUUCUCCAGAUUACAUUUCUCAGUCAUUACAUGCUAUUGAUUUUUUAGUUUCUAGGUAUGCAAGACAUCCUGCAUUGCUAGGAAUUGAGCUAUUGAAUGAACCAGCUGCUGGCGCAGUUUCAUUAGAUGUUUUAAUAUCAUAUUACAAGCAGGGCUACCAAAUAGUUCAAAAAUACUCGUCAUCAGCUUAUGUGAUAAUCUGCCAGAGAAUUGGUGCUGCAGAUCCUUUGGAACUUUAUCAAGCCAACAUAGGAUCUCACAACCUAGUUUUGGAUUUGCAUUUCUACAAUCUCUUUGACACAUUUUUUGUUAAUAUGAGCGCUGUGGAUAAUAUACAAUACAUAUACAAAAGCAGGGAAGGUCAAUUGCAGGCCUUAAACAAUUCAAAUGGCCCACUUGUUUUAGUUGGAGAGUGGGUGAAUGAGUGGAACGUGACAAACGGAUCCAAAAAUGAUUAUCAAGACUUUGGAAAGGCACAGUUAGAUGUCUAUAAUGCAGCUUCCUUUGGAUGGUGCUAUUGGACUCUAAAAAAUGACAGAGAGCACUGGGAUUUUGAAUGGAACAUUAGAAACAACUAUCUUCAAUUAGGAAACUCACCUAGGAAAUGGAGCUUGAACAUUCUAGGAUUAUUAUUAGGAUUGGCAUGCACCUGGUUAUGUCUUCCAUUUUUGUGACGCAACUUUUACCAGGAUUGGAAGCAUAUUUUAUGCAGCUAUUUCUUGGUUUUUUUUUAUUAUCUACUUUUGCAUCUUGUUCAUGUUGUUGGGAAUUGCAGAAUGCAGUAAUAUGUGGAAUGUACAAAAUUUCUGCAUGCUGCCCAUUCCAUAAUUUUCAUAGCCACAUUUCGUGCAAAUAAAGCUAAGACUAUACUAUGA